This is a messenger RNA of Lactuca virosa, 1024 nucleotides long. NCBI's taxonomy places the organism in Eukaryota, Viridiplantae, Streptophyta, Magnoliopsida, Asterales, Asteraceae. The record is from the annotation of a GenBank genome assembly.
AUGAUGGGAGAAACAACCAUUUUUGAAGAAUGCAUAGCUCUUGGACCAUGGGGUGGUGGUACACAACUAGUGGUGAAAGAUUGGAUUUUUAUGCCAGACGGGUUUAUUAAAAAGAUUACAAUUGGAUAUGGAAGGGUUAUUGAUUACAUAACAUUCCAAAGUGACACUCAAAGCUCCACUAUCGGUACAGCUGGCAAGAUUGGGUGCCAAAAUUGUGACGUGAUUUGCAUUCAAUACCCAAAUGAAUAUUUAACUUCAAUAAGUGGGGCGAUUGGCAUCCAUGAAGGUUCUGAAGUAGUGAUGUCGUUAGGCUUUCACAGAAAUAGGAGACAGUAUGGCCCAUUUGGCUCUGCGGGUGUCACUGGUUUUUCAUACGAUGGUAAAGGGGGGAUGAUUGUUGGGUUUCAUGGACGUUUUGGCAAAUUCAUUGAUUCUAUUGGGAUAUAUGUGAUGCCUAAAUCACUGGCAUUAUAUCGAAACUGUAAAUCUGAUGACAAAUCCGGACAUAAGUUGUUGAUAAUGGGAUUAAUGCCGAGGGGCGUAGGACCUUGGGGGGCUUCUGGAGGUAAACGCUGGGAUGAUGGAGUUUUCAACCAUGUGAAACGAGUAUGUGUUCACUUGGGGAAGUCUUGUAAUGUGAUAUAUGGCGUUCAAUUUGAAUAUGUUAAAAAAGAUGGUAAAUAUUUUUCUUCACCUGUUCAUGGUGGUGGAACAGAUGCAGAGAAAACAGAACAGGUUGAUUUGGAUGGUGUGCAAGAGUUUUUGACUGGGAUCUCGGGGUUUUAUGGACCCGUUGAGGGAUUUAGUGGAUCGCAAGGUAUAACAUCAAUUGCUUUUCACACAAACAAGAAGAUGUAUGGGCCUUACGGAAAAGAAAGGGGUGAAGCAGGGUAUGCUUAUUUCACAUCUACUGCAUCUCCUGGGAAAAUUGUUGGUUUUCAUGGUAGAAAAUCUGACAUUCUAAUCGCAAUUGGUGUUCAUAUGGAGUAUUUCUGAAGAUAAUGAUGAUGGAAGAAGCGUAGAC